This is a messenger RNA of Penicillium verhagenii, 6750 nucleotides long. RefSeq lists its product as uncharacterized. Gene Ontology annotation, biological process: protein phosphorylation; phosphorelay signal transduction system. Gene Ontology annotation, molecular function: phosphorelay sensor kinase activity; protein binding; ATP binding. The record is from RefSeq and is a predicted model, not a curated record. NCBI's taxonomy places the organism in Eukaryota, Fungi, Ascomycota, Eurotiomycetes, Eurotiales, Aspergillaceae. Bases 1 to 6750 code for a protein of 2249 amino acids. The transcript has 3 exons.
AUGGAAAAGUUGGAUCGCCUGGUCGCUUAUACCUGGGACGCGUCGAGGCAAUCUCGCUCAAGCUAUGGCGUGAGACACGUCUUCGGCACCAAACGCCUCGAAUUUACCACUCACCCGGAUGAUGCGCCUAUAGCUGGUUCCCAAAAUGUUUCAUCUCCCGUGGACUUUGACGGUGCCUCGGCCCCACGUGGCCCAGCGAGGGACAGCCGCAUCGGCACCACGGUUCAAGAGCCAGAGAACUUGAUCGAAGUGGUAGCAUGUAUUGGUGAGAAUUCAGUCGCGGAAGAAAGGAUGCAGGAGGAGUAUCAGAUGGUGACAUCCGUCGCCGCUUCUCGCCGCAAAUAUCUCCUGCGACCCGUGGAAAUACGGCGCCUACCCAGCCUCAGUGAAGACGAAGAGCCAUCGGCACUGGUCUGCAUUUACGAAAGCCCCGGUCCCAACGAUCUUUCACGCUUCGUUGAUUGUGGCGCAACCUGGUAUCAUUCGCGCCCGGAAGGAGAUCAGAUCCAUAGCGAGACCGAUGGUGGGGGAGGGCUUCAAUCCGAUCGAGGUGAGCUCAUGCCUUUGCAAACAUUUCUGGAUUUUGCUAUUGGUGCAGCGGAGUGCAUUGAAAUGCUGCAUAGCCGGCAGAUUGUUCAUGGACAGAUUCGGGGGGAUACAUUUCACUUCAGUCAGAACACUGCCUGCGUGAGAUUGAUUCAUAUCGGAGCGGGCCUCCGGCAAUACGACACCAGGCGCUUGGGCGCUGGCUCGCCUAUUAUUUCCAACCAGAACGACGCUACGGCGAAUACCUCUUACUUGAGUGUCGAACAGACCAGUCGGACGCCCAUACAGCUCGAUAACAGGGUCGACAUCUAUUCCCUCGGUGUCUUGCUUUGGAGCGCUCUAGUCCAACAUGCCUCAUUCGGGGGCCAGACUCCCAUGGAAAUUGUUAGGGAGGUUCUUGGACAGGAGCUACCGUUGGCAUCCACCUUGCGGCCCGAAGUACCGGAGAUCAUCGCACGUAUCAUCGCCAAAGCGACUGCAAAGAAUGUCUCAGAACGGUACAACUCUGUUAAUGGUCUGUUACAUGACAUUGUGGAGGCGCGGAGGUUGUUGGAAGAGAGUGACCAAGCAGAAGUGGAAAAAUUUAAGAUCGCCAGCAAUGAUGUUUCUCCUUUCUUUACGCUUCCGCGCACGAUGGUGGGCCGGAAGGCCGAGCGGGACGCAAUCGUUGAGGUUCUGGAUCGUAAACACAGAAUGUAUCAGGGAGGCAAAGAAAUCCACCAGUCGUCCGUACCGAAGGACCAAACGGCAAUUUUCGUCGCUCCUACUCUACCAGACGCUAGCCUGGAGGAAGAAGACGAAGCUCGUAAUUUGGCCACUGGGAUUUUCAGCUUGCCAGCUUCCACUAAUAUGACAUCAAUGGGACUUGCUCAAUCUUAUGUGGCUAACGCAAGCCGCGUACGUUCCCCAGGAGGUUCUCAGUACAGUCCAAGUGAAGCUAGUGAGUCCGGAUCCGUGGCUUUGGACAACAACAACAAAGGGUUGGAUAAGCGAUUGUCAACACUAUCGACCGACGGCGCCAGUGGUGAUGGAAGCUCCCUAUCUAGUGGCAACGCUAGGAGGCAAACUGUGUAUCGUGGGAUGCUGCCGAAAGGAAGAUGCGAGAUUAUCAGCAUUGAGGCAGGAGCUGGAUUGGGCAAGUCUCGACUCAUCAAAUCAGUGCAGAUGGAAGCUCGACGAAGAGGCUUCUUUGCGAACUCCCAUUUUGAUCUUGCAAUCAAAGAACGUCAGCGCCCGGUCCUAAAUUUGUUCUCAAGUCUUUUCGAACAAGCGUUUUCCGAAAACACACUCGAGUCCAGUUUCCUGCCGAUGCUGCGACAUCAUAUUGGCCCUGCGUGGGACACUCUUCAUAAGGUUCUUAGCCUUCCCAAAUUCCUUUUGGGGCCCGACUUGCCGGAACAAACGCUGAACAAAGCUGCUCGUUCUUCAAUACCUUUACCCUACCGAAAUUCCCUCGAAAGUCGUGGAACAGAAAGUGCCGAAAAAUUCCUUCGAACUGGAUCCUCUACCAAGUCAUUGCCUCUUGUGCGGACAUUGCUGGAUAUUCUCAGAGCCUUUACACAGUACAAGUUGGUUUGCCUCUGCUUAGACGAUGUUCACUUGGCAGACGAAGAAUCGUUGGAACUUAUUGCCCAGAUUGCCUCGGCGAGGAUCGAAGUAGUUAUAAUCCUGGCCUACCGACCGAGUGCAAAUACCUCAUCCGAGAUUCUUACGAGAAUUCUUGACUUCUGUACCAAUAAAGGUGUUACUUCUAUCAAUCUGCCCCCGCUCAGUGAAGACAGCGUAUUGGAAUACGUAUCAAGCACCCUGUUUUUGUCCAUACCUGUCCUCUUGCCCCUGGGGGCGCUCAUUCAAUCUAGGACUAGUGGAAACCCAUUUUACGUUCGCGAAAUGUUGACCGAGUGCUAUGAACAUGGACUCAUCGGUUAUGACCACCAGAAAGGAUUGUGGUCAUUUGAUCUGAGCCGCAUCUCUGCACAUUUCAGAGCGGAUAACUACGACGACACGAAUCUCGCAAAUUUCUUAACAAAGCGCCUCAGUAAUCUACCUUCUGUUUCAAAGUCAAUACUGGCCUGGGCAUCUGUUUUGGGCACGACUUUCUCGUUCCAGCUGGUUCGAAGGCUUCUCAACACCGCCAAAAUGGAUUCCGAGUCUGAAUUGUCUGAUCAGGAGAUGAUUCAAGGUCUACAGGCAACAAUCCAAGCCUACGUUAUCGUGCCCACAAAGGACCAUGACGUCUUUUCGUUCACAUAUAAUCAUUACAUGCACAUCGCAGUGUCCUUUCACACCAGAGACCAGCAUCAUGUGGACUUCAUCAAAGCCCAAGUGCUACUGCGGUAUUACUCCCACGAUGACAAAUAUUGCAAUAUGUUGGCAUCCGCCAUCUUGGAGUCUGCCCCGAUAAUUAAAACCUCCGUGGCAAGAAGGGAGCCUUUCAGAAAGUUUUUAUUGGAUUAUGCAAAAGCCACAAGCGAGACUGGUUUCCGCUUCGCCGACAUCAAAUAUUACCAAAGCUGCAUUUUACUGCUCCAGGAAGCCAUGUGGGACGAAGAAGUUGAGGAUGUCAGCUACGCCGAGACACUGCAGAUAUUUACGUCCGCCGCUGAAGCUUACUUGUACCGAGGACAGCAUGCCGAAGCUAGUCAUUUAUUGGACUCCAUGCUAUCUAGCGCCCGAAGUCCAGUAGACAAGGCCCCCUCAUGGAUAUUGCAGUGUCGCAUGCUUGCACAAAUGGGUAACUCGUCCGGCGCUUUCCAGUCGCUGAAAGAAGCUCUCGGAACGCUGGGGAUCGCAAUUGACGAUAACCCUAGUUUUGCCAAAUGUGACAAGGAAUUCCGCCGGUUAUGCGAGGCCAUUUCCGCUAUUCAGAUUGAGACUAUUGAAAGGACACCCGUUGAGGAUUUGAGCUUGGCUGCUAUCGGUGCAGUUUUAGUGGAGGCCACUAGCGCGGCUUUCUGGUCUGACACCAUUACUUUCUACCAGAUGACGCUGGUCAUGGUUGAAACUUAUCUCUCCCGUGGCCCUUUCCCCCACGCGGGCAUGGGACUGCUGCAGCUGGCUGUGAUAGCGAUCACUCGACACAGCACAAUUUCCUUCGCAAGUCAUUGUGCAGAGCUUGCUCUUGCUUUGAUUGAGCAAUGUAAAGACUCACACAUCAAAGGGCGUGGCAUUGCGUUGUAUUUAACCUUUGUUGAUCACACACGAAGCCAUAUCCAAUCAUCAAUCUGCCAAAUGGAAGGGGUUCUGGACCUCUCCAUUGACGCGGGUGAUAGAAGCGCCACUAUUUUGAACUACGGGCUACUUUCUAGUAUGAGGUUCUUUGCCUCUGAAAACCUGGCCGAGCUGGAGAGCUUCUGUGCCCACAGCUGUGAGGACAUUUCAAAUUGGCAAUCAGACACUCCUGGCGGUACUAUCCUCAUUACAAUCUGCCAGCUCUGCCGUGCUUUACAAGGGAAAACGUUUACGCAAGAAUCGGCGGGGGUGAUGAGUGACGAAGAUCAUUCAUCAACCACAUAUAAGAGUUGGCUAGUAAGAAAUAUCAAAAAUAGUGACCGCCCGCUGAUGUUUUACGAGAGCAUGGAAAUUGCUCCGUUGUUUCUUUACGGUCAUUUCCACCGAGCAGUUGCGCUUGGCAAUUCGUGUUUGAAGAAAGUAAAUGCCAUAUGGUCCGCACGAAACACACGAUUCCUCAUGUUCUUCCAUUCCCUUGCCUUGGCCGGAUGCAUGUGGAUCCGGAAGCAGCAGCAGCUCAAUCCUGCAUAUCGCGCACGCUCCCUUCAUUUGGCAUCCGACGUCAACGGACGAUCACUCGAGCCGGGCUUUGAAGAGGAAAUGGCUAACCUGGCGAAGAUGUUGAAAUACUUCAGGCGUAAGAUUGAACAGUGGCAGGUUAUCUCAGAUGUGAAUUACCUGGCAUGGACUAAAAUCUUGGGGGCCCAGAUUGCCGAAAUGGAGAAUGAUCAAAGGGCUGCUUUGUGUCUCUACCAAGAGGCACUGGAGCACGCUGCCCUGUAUGGAUUUGGGUUGGAGGAAGCUCUGACCAACCAUCUGUUAGGCGAACAUCUGAUGCGCGAGGGGUCUUCGAGACUAGGCACUUACGCGCUGAAAGAAGCUGUCACACUCUACCGGCGGAUGGGGGCUACCGGAGUGGCUGAUCACGUUCUGCGCUUGUAUAACCUGGAGCAAAAUUUGAAGAAUGUGGCACGAGAAGCCGCUACUCAAACUGAGCAUCCCCAAACUGUUAUACCGACUCGUCAAGUAUCUGAUCAUGGCAACGAUGAAAAUCCAAAUGCAGAUGAAUCUCCAGCGGAGCGUACUUUACACAUCUCAGAUCUGACCUCCAUUCUUGAACGGUCACAGGUGAUAUCCAGCAUUCUAAGGGUUGAUGAGCUGCUACGGGAGAUGUGCACAAUUGUUCUAGAGAGCUGCUACGGCGUUGCUGUCGCAGUGGCCAUCAUCACCAAGGAGGACCCGGCCGUCGGGUGGGUUGUGGCAGCCAGUGGCGAAGCGGCAGGACGUACUAAAGUACACCGUUCCCCUAGACGGAUUGAGCAGUCCAGUCUUGUCGAAGAAAGCAUUGUGAACUAUUGUGUUCGCUUUCGCGAAGCAGCGUAUCUGCCGGACGUCUUCCAGGAUCCGCGAUUCACCUCUGGCAGCGAAGCUUGGGAGGCGCAAAAUCAAGUCAGCAAAUCAGUGGUGGCAUUGCCUGUUUCUCAAGGUGGCGAUGAGAGUGAACCCCUUGCGGUUCUCUACGUGGAGGGAACUCCGAACGCGUUCUCAUAUCUUAACCGCGUCGUCUUGCAGCUACUAGUCGUUCAACUCGGAAUUAGCUAUUCCAAUGCGUUGACACUCAAGGAAGUCGAACGGGUAUCCGCUAUCAACCAAUCCAUGGUCGAUAUGCAGAAGAAGGCCUUGGCAGAAGCAAUGGCAGCAGAGCAAGAAGCGAACGUCGCCAAAGCGGAGGCUCUUCAUCAUGCCAAGCUAGCCGAAGAGGCCGCCAAGGCUAAGAGCAGCUUUCUUGCCAAUAUAUCUCAUGAGCUACGAACGCCACUCAAUGGAGUGAUUGGCAACUCGGAGCUUCUGCACGGCAGUGACCUGCCAGAAGCGCAAUUGGAAAUGGCAGACUCGAUUCGCGUGUCAGCUAACCUCCUCCUUGCCGUGAUCAAUGACAUUCUCGACUUUUCCAAGAUCGAAGCGAACAAGAUGCAGUUGCACAUUGUGCCCUUUGACGUGGACAAGAUGAUCCGGGGACUGAUUCGCUCCAUGUCGACCGAUUUCGUGAAUAGUGGACGAUCCAACAAUGUCGGCAUUAUCCAGGAUAUCAAAAUACCUCAAUCCCGCGUAUAUGGUGAUCCUGUGCGUCUGCAGCAAAUACUAGGCAAUCUAUAUGGCAACAGCCUCAAGUUCACAAAAACCGGGUCCAUCACGAUAGGAUCCAGGGCAGACAAUGAAACAGAGGACUCAGUCCGUCUCUCCUUUUGGGUAUCGGACACCGGUAUUGGCAUUCCCGCGUCCCUCAUAAAGCAUUUGUUCAAGCCAUUCACACAGGCUGAUGCCAGCACUGCGCGUCGGUUCGGAGGCAGUGGCUUGGGUCUCAGUAUCUGCAAAUCUCUCGUAGGUCUUAUGGGAGGCACCAUCGAACUCGAGAGCGUCGAGAACGUCGGCACGACUGUAUCUUUCUCGAUCGUCUUGUCGAAAGUCAAACUCGGAGAUUCGGGUCCUGUUUCUCCAGCGGAAUCCACGAGCGAUUUACUUCGCCAGCUUGGUACCACAGUCCCUAAUCACAUGGAUCUGUCCCAAAUCCCUCUCUCCCAGCUGCGCGUCUGCAUAGCAGAGGAUAACCUGAUCAACCAAAAAAUCACGGUGCAGUUCCUCAAGAAGCUGGGAUUCGCCCACGUAGAUGCCUACAACAACGGCCUUGAAGCCGUGGAAGGAAUCCAGAAGAAGGCCAGUGCAAAGCAACCAUAUCAUUUGAUCUUGAUGGAUGUUCAAAUGCCCAUCAUGGACGGGUAUGUGGCCACCCGCCAUCUCCGCCAGGAUUCUGUGGAUGCGGUGCGGCGCAUUUUGGUCAUCGCUCUCACGGCCUCGGCAAUUCAGGGCGAUCGGGAGAAGUGUCUGGAUUCGGGGAUGGAUGAUUACCUGGCUAAGCCAAUUCUCCUUGCGGCGUUGAAAGAUAAGCUUGAUAAGUAUUUACAAUUUGAAUGA